Messenger RNA from Talaromyces marneffei, 1110 nucleotides. RefSeq lists its product as uncharacterized. The record is from RefSeq and is a predicted model, not a curated record. The coding region runs from base 1 to 1110 and encodes 369 amino acids. Gene Ontology annotation, cellular component: peroxisomal matrix. The transcript has 4 exons. Gene Ontology annotation, molecular function: fatty acyl-CoA hydrolase activity. Gene Ontology annotation, biological process: fatty acid catabolic process; acyl-CoA metabolic process. NCBI's taxonomy places the organism in Eukaryota, Fungi, Ascomycota, Eurotiomycetes, Eurotiales, Trichocomaceae.
AUGUCGAAAAGAGUCACCAUCUUCGAGCCCCCACCCCUCGAUAACAGCAAAGCUGCCAUUGAGAAUGUCCUUGAUCUAACCCCGAUCAGCGACAUUGGGCCUGAUGUCUUCACAAAUACCCGACCGUUAUGGCAUCCCCCCGGUGCGCGCGGCAUCUACGGCGGCGCCGUGAUCGCGCAAUGCCUCGCCGCGGCGCAGCGAACUGUACCUAAUAAUUUCUUCGUGCACAGCAUGCACUGCUAUUUUGUUCUCGCCGGUGACUCCGAGAUCCCAAUCGUAUACCAUGUCGAGCGCGUGCGCACCGGCCGCAGCUUCGCUACUAGAACCGUUCAAGCACGACAGCGUGGACGACCCAUUUUCACAACGACGCUGAGUUUUAAUGCUGCGCACAGUGGAGGGAAAAAGAGAUUAGAACAUGACUCGAAGAUGCCGAAUACACCACCUCCGAAGAAUACAUUAACCCCGCUUGAGGCGAAGAGUCCUUUUGAGUCCCAGAGAUUGGAUGAUCGUCUUUAUUCGACCUCGGACGAGGUGAAUAUAGAAGAUAAGAAAUUUCGCCAAUGGAUACGUAUCCGCGGCAAAAUCUCCGAAGAAGGCGGCCACCAAGCCCACCUUUCAGCAUUUGCAUACAUGUCUGAUAGUUAUUUCAUUGGAACCGUUGCUCGUCUGCACAAUAUUCCUCGGUUUUCGUCACCUACGGCCCUCCAGCGCGCUCUCAAGGCGCUCAAGAACCCGUCCGAUCUCGACAGCGAAGCAUUAUCGCGCUAUUUCGAGGAAUUGGCCGAAGAAGAGGCAGCAGAAAUCCGCGCGAGUUCUUUGAAUGGGACCUUAACUACCGAUAAAUUAUCGUCUAUUAUCAAGAGGAAAGAUAAUAAGGAGAUAGGCAUGAUGGUCAGUCUGGAUCAUACGAUUUAUUUUCAUAAUCCGCAGGCGCUCAAGGCGGAUGACUGGCUGUUGGCUAGUAUUGAUAGCCCCUGGGCUGGCGAGGGUCGAGGGUUGGUUACCCAGAGAGUUUGGAAUAGGGAUGGUGUGCAUGUGGCGACUUGUGUCCAGGAGGGCGUUGUCCGACUGACGCAAGAUGAAGAACCAGCGCCAGAGGCGAAAUUGUGA